Molecule: messenger RNA, 2180 nt
Organism: Nicotiana attenuata
Lineage: Eukaryota; Viridiplantae; Streptophyta; Magnoliopsida; Solanales; Solanaceae
Exons: 4
Coding region: 539-1999 (486 amino acids)
Biological process (GO): GPI anchor biosynthetic process
Cellular component (GO): endoplasmic reticulum
Molecular function (GO): catalytic activity
Source: RefSeq, a predicted model, not a curated record
UUCUUGGUUUUAGACGUCUUUCCAUUGAGUAAUAUGGGAAAAGCUUAGGUAGAUGAAGGUCAUCCAUUAUAAUAUAUCAAUCAAGACUAGAAAAACUUUGAUGAUUUCUCUUUCUUUACAGUUGUUUAAAUAUCCAAGAGAAAGAAAGUCCUUGUUCACAGGUACGAGUUAGGUAUUUUUUUGUUGUCACAGACAAGAAGCUCAACCAUUAAGCCACUAUGGUCAAACAUUUCUAACCCCACCUUCAUUUCAUGGAGCAGUUGGGAUGUGCUUUCGUCUCUUUAUCUAACGUUUAACUUGCUCUGCUCAGACUUUCACCAGUAAACACACAACAUCCUUUUCAAUGGGAAUCAACAUUUUCUAAAUCACUAACAUGAGAAGUACUAUAAAUGUGAUACACAAAAUGCACAUAUGAUAGUCAGCCAAAAAUAAAUGUUACUAAUGAGAGUUUUGUUCCUUCUUUUAGCAAUUAAUCCUAGUAGCUCUUUCAUACCUUCAAUUAAGGCUUAGUUCAAGAGAAUUGACUAACCUCAAACUCAUGCAGUCAAGAGAGCCAGUGCAGCUUUCAUGCAGAAAACAGUUUUCCUGCAUGUUGCAUGUCUUCAGCCGGAGAAUUCACCGGCUUUGCUCGAGGAUACGGUGGCUGAUGUGGCGACGCCCGAGGUCUAAGGUGGUGAUCAAGAGGUUUGGGAAGCUGAAUUCAAGAGGACAUCAUGGCCAGCUCAAAGAAAAACCAAGCAUCAAAUCAUUAACAACUCAUCCGAAUGCCCAAACUAGGCCUAUUCGACUAGCCACUUUCAAUGCUGCAUUAUUUUCCCUUGCACCAGCUGUGCCUAAGGCUGAAAAAUCAGUCAUUGCUCAUGAUGAUGAUGACGAUGACGGUUUCAAAUUUCAAAACCAGGUAAAGUCUGAGAUUAAUAGCCGUCCUAAGAGCAUAUUGAAACAUUCCCCUCUUCAUCCCACAUUAAUAAAUGGUGCAAAACCAAAGCCAAGAGUGUCAAUAAACCUUCCUGAGAAUGAGAUUUCAUUAGCUCAGAACAGGGUAUUCGGUAUGUUGGAAGAUGACUCCACCAAGAUUUUGAGUUUAAACAACAACAGUCUAGCUCCUGUUAGGUCUCCGAUAUGCUUCCCCGCAAUGGCUAAAUGGAUGAAUAAUGAUUAUGGAGGCGACUACUUGAGUGGAACAAGGUCUAUUCUUGAUGUGUUGAAAGAAGUGGAUGCUGAUAUAUUGGCUUUACAAGAUGUGAAGGCUGAGGAAGAGAAAGAUAUGAGCCCUUUAUCUGAUUUGGCUCAUGCUCUUGGUAUGCACUAUGUGUUUGCUGAAAGCUGGGCUCCUGAAUUUGGUAAUGCUAUUUUAUCCAAAUGGCCUAUUAAGAGAUGGAGAAUACAGAAAAUCUUUGAUGAUAAAGAUUUCAGGAAUGUGCUUAAGGCUACGAUUGAUGUACCACGGAUGGGAGAGUUAAACUUCUGUUGCACUCAACUUGAUCAUUUAGAUGAGAAUUGGAGAAUGAAGCAAAUUAACGCGAUAAUACAGUCAAAUGAUCAUCCUCAUAUUUUAGUCGGAGGCUUAAAUUCUCUAGAUGCCUCAGAUUACUCAUUAGAGAGAUGGACAGAUAUUGUGAAGUAUUAUGAGGAGAUAGGGAAGCCAACUCCAAGAGUUGAGGUCAUGAAAUUCUUGAAAGGGAAAGAAUACUGUGAUGCAAAAGAGUUUGCAGGGGAAUGUGAGUCAGUUGUUAUCAUUGCUAAAGGCCAAAAUGUGCAAGGAACAUGCAAAUAUGGAACUCGAGUUGAUUAUAUUUUGGGUUCACAAGGCCUGCCUUAUGCAUUUGUGCCUGGAUCGUACUCUGUUGUUUCGUCGAAAGGCACGUCCGAUCACCAUAUAGUUAAGGUGGAAAUCAUGAAAGUAGCAGGCAGUGCUAGGAAGAAUAGUAAGAAACUGAAGAAAGUAAAACAGAAAGUUGUGAGGAUGACAGGUUCUUGUUCUUCGAGAGGGAUUUAAUUUGGCAAUCAGACACUUGGAAACUAUGGUUAUUAGUUUCUGAGGUCUUUAGCCUCUUCUUUUCUCUUUGUCCUUGUUUUUUUUCUGCUGGAGGUGUAUACAUUUUUCUACUUUGUGACUGACUACAGUUUCAUUAAGAUGCAGAUCUAUGUUCUCUUUUUGUUUGACCUAGCUACAGUAU